Thunnus maccoyii (southern bluefin tuna) is the source of this 8792-nucleotide messenger RNA. Its product is annotated as latent-transforming growth factor beta-binding protein 2-like. The record is from RefSeq and is a predicted model, not a curated record. Gene Ontology annotation, molecular function: calcium ion binding. The coding region runs from base 316 to 6615 and encodes 2099 amino acids. The transcript has 41 exons. NCBI's taxonomy places the organism in Eukaryota, Metazoa, Chordata, Actinopteri, Scombriformes, Scombridae.
ACAUAAACUAAAACAGAUGGAAUAAUGUUUGUUUAAAAUAUCAUUUUUUCAGCGCUGGAAGAAGAAAAGGUCACAGGCUUUCUAACUUUUGGACUGUAGUUAAGUGCUGAUUUGUUAACCUGAAGGCAUUCUGCAUAGUCUUACCUGGGCAUUAUGAGGAGGUAUCCAGGCUUUCAUUCUUGGGAGAGGAUGCCGUCUUGCUGAACUCGUGUAGCCUAGUCGCGGUUUUUUUUUUAUAAUUUGCUCAUAUUUUAGUGGCUGUUGAUAAAACUGUAACGCGAUCUGCCCUUUUACGCGGUAGUUUCAAAACUUUGCAUGCCCAAAAUGGACCGUGCGGGAUUUGCUGUUUUAAUGGUUCUGACUCUUGCACUGGUGCGACUUGGUGAUAGUCACAAGGACACAACAGGUGUGAGGAAAGAGGGUGCGGGCGCAGAACAGGCGGUCUGGGACCAGCAGCAGUCCCGGGUGAGGAGUCAAGGUCACUCGCCAAGGGGACCAGAGGACGAUGCAUCCUCCAGACCAUCCGCUGAAACCUCUACUGGGGCCAUCCAGUCUAGAACUCUUGUCCGCCUUCCCAGGGGCACAUCAUCCCAAGGGGAUGGCAGGCAUACAUCCAAAGCAGGACCGGCUCAUGGUGCAGGCAGCUCUCGGGAAGACCUCGCCUCUGCGCAGCGGGAUGGUGCGCUGCGCACCGCCAGACACCCGGUCAGCCAGAACUCCCCACAGCACAGAACCAGAGUGAACCGCAGGCAGAGCAGCAAGCCCAGCUCUGCCAGCACAAGGCGACUUGUUGGGCCUAAUGUGUGUGGAGGUCAGCAGUGCUGCUCCGGCUGGGCUUUGGCACCUGGAACCAGACGCUGCAUAAAACCUGAUUGCCAGCCCCCCUGCCAGAACCGUGGCUCCUGCAGCCGGCCACAUACCUGUGUGUGUCGCUCAGGCUUCCAGGGGCCCCGCUGUGAGGAGGUGGCUCCAGAGCAGGUGUACAUCCGCGACAGAGGCGCCCUGAGGCGUGUUCAACCCGGGAUCAACCCUUUCCAGAGAGACCAACCGCGGAGACGGCCCUCAGAAAGGCAAGCCAUCGAUAUCACCAGGGUGCAGACCCCACGACCUGCGACCACCAGACAGCCUGCUCACGCUGUGACCCAAGUGAGACGGGGACCCCCUGACUCCUCCCCUCAGCAGACCGGGACCUCCCGCACUGUGAAACGCUAUCCGUCUUCCUCUGGGCCUAUCACCUCCAAUGCUCUGCCCAGUGGCAAUAACUAUGCUAACAGCCACGGAAAUGAGCACAGGAACUGGCACGGACACAGAAAUGGGCAUAGCAACGUACACUCCUUUAACACUCACAGGCCAGCCAGCGACAGCCAGCUACAUGGACAGUUCAACAAUGCAUUAUCACCAGCAGGGGCCAACCUUACCUCCAACCUGGACCGCAUUAAGAUCGUCUUCACUCCCAUGAUGUGCCGCAGGUUGUGUAGUAGUGGACGCUGCUACAACAGCUGUGAGAAAGGAGACAUCACCACGGUCUACAGCGAGACUGCGUACCAGCAACAACAGCAGCAGCAGCCAAAGACCCAAGGCUUCCGUCUUUUUUUCUGUCAGAUCCCCUGUCUUAAUGGAGGCCGAUGCAUCGGCAGGGACGUGUGCUGGUGUCCAUCCAACUCAACGGGGAAGUUUUGCCACCUGCCAGCCCCACCUCCUGCCAGAACACCCCCUCAUGACGCCAGCAACUCGGGACCAAAGACUCCAUCCCAGUCCAUGUACACUCUACCACUGUCCAAUCAACAAGUGUCUCUCCACCCAUCCUUGGUGAACGUCCACAUUCAGCACCCUCCAGAGGCCGAGGUCCAGGUCCACCAAGUAGCCCGGGUCCAGCCUGGUCAGAGGUCGGCCACCACAGAAGGGGCUCACUCUGUCCAGCAGCGCUCCCAACCCGGGAAUGGACAUGAAUCCACCAAUGAUCAUAGCAGCAGACACAGACACACCAAUGACAACGGCCAUGGCCAUGCCAGACCACAUAACCGUCAGAAUGGACAUGUGGGAAGAUGCUUUCAGGAAACAGUCGACGGACAGUGUGGCAAGCCUCUGCCAGGCCUAACCAAACAGGAUGAUUGCUGUGGAAGUGUAGGCGCCUCCUGGGGUCUAAACAAGUGCCAAAAGUGUCCAACCAAACCAGCAUAUGCAGUGAUUGCAAAUGGACAAGUGGAAUGUUCCAAAGGUUAUAAACGGAUGAAUCUCACACACUGUCAAGACAUCAAUGAGUGCCUGUUGCCUGGGCUCUGUAAGAAUGCUGAAUGUCUCAACACUAAAGGAAGCUACAGGUGCACAUGUAAACCAGGCUACAUGUUAGACCCUGCCAGGAGCCACUGUGUUUCGGACAAGGCGGUGUCAGACCAGAGGGCAUUUUGCUACAGAUCAGUGUCAGCAGGCACAUGUUCUCUGCCACUUUCUCAGCACAUCACCAAGCAGAUCUGCUGCUGCAGCCGAGUGGGCAAAGCCUGGGGUGCUGGGUGUGAUCGCUGCCCUUUGCCAGGAACAGACCAUUUCAAGGAGAUCUGCCCAGCCGGUCAUGGAUAUACCUACUCGCGCUCUGAUGUGCAGAUUUCUCUGAGACAGCUGGAGCACGGUGUUCUGCAGAGCACAGGAGUGUCUUGGGAGGAGCAGAGCCCCACCCACUUUCAGCCUCCAUCCUCCCAGCCCUCACUGCAGCUGCCCAGCGGGCCACAGUAUCCCAGCUACCCACAGACUCCAGAAAUACCUCAGUACCCUGAGUAUCCAGAGACACCGCAAGCACCCCAGUACCCUCUCACUCCACAGGAGCCAAGUCAUCCCUCUCAACCAGCCAUAGAGACACCUACACAGCCGGAAGAUGUGGAAAUUCUGAGCCCGCCAGCUGUUGUGACUGACUCACCAUUUCAAUAUCCAGAAACCUCUCCAGACUCCACCAGCAUUCACCCGAAGCCAGAUUCAAGGGAAACAACCGACACAGCCACAGCCACAGCCACAGCCACAGGUGUUGACAAGUGUGCAACCACCCCCACCAUAUGCGGCCAUGGGAAAUGUAUUCCUGUGCAGACCGGCUACACCUGCCACUGUGAGCCUGGAUUCAAGCUCAGUGCGCUACAGACCAACUGCAUCGACGUGAAUGAGUGCGACGAUGACCCAUGUGAAGGAAAGGGCAGCUGUAUUAACAGCUAUGGCUCCUACACCUGUCAAUGCCACAGCGGCUACAGCCAGGUGAUCACUCAGAACAGGAAGUUUUGUCAAGACAUUAAUGAAUGCAGCAUGCCCAACAAGUGCCAGAAUGGCGAAUGCAUCAACACAGAAGGAUCUUACACCUGUGAAUGCAACAGUGGCUAUGCCAAGUCUUGGAGAGGCCAAUGCGAAGAUAUAGAUGAGUGCAGAGAUCCCAGCUCCUGUCCCAACGGUGUCUGCAUCAACACUCCCGGCUCCUUCCAGUGCCAGGCCUGCGGCCCAGGGUUCAGGCCAGUCAGUGAAAGAUGUCUGGAUGUUAACGAGUGCUUGAACCAAACUGUGUGCGGUCCUGGUAGGUGUGUCAACACUGAGGGCUCCUAUAGGUGCAACUGUUUCCAAGGAUACAAACUCACACUAGACAACGUAUGCCAAGAUGUGGAUGAGUGUGUGCUCCCAGAAGUCUGCCUCCAUGGCCGCUGUCUCAAUCUGGACGGUACCCACAAAUGCACCUGUGACCAUGGUUACCAAGUCACCUCAGACAGCAAAGCCUGUGAAGAUGUCAACGAGUGCGCAACUGGUAAUGUGUGCCCCGCGGGAAUUUGCAUCAACACUGCAGGUUCCUACACUUGCCAGAACUGCAGGCCUGGGUUUGGACCAUCUGUUGAUGGGCUUAGAUGUGAAGAUGUGAAUGAGUGUGCUCAGGAUGACUUGUGUCUUGGUGGGGUGUGUGCCAACACGGAGGGAUCCUACACCUGCACCAGGUGUAAGGCUGGCUACAAAGUGUCUCCAGACCGGCAGAGGUGUGAAGACAUUGAUGAGUGCCAGUCCCUGUCGACCUGUGCCAACGGGAUCUGCCUAAACUCUGAAGGCUCUUACACCUGUGAGAACUGCCCUACAGGUUACAGAGUAUCAUAUAAUGGAGAGCUCUGUGAAGAUAUUGAUGAGUGUGUGCUGCCCACUACAUGCCCCCAAGGAACAUGUACAAACACAGAGGGUUCCUUCACAUGUAUCGUCUGUCAACCUGGUUUCAGAGUCUCUGAGGACAGACAACAGUGCGACGAUGUGGAUGAGUGCUUGGUGGCUAACGUGUGCCUGGGCCAGCUGUGCUCCAACACACCAGGAUCUUACAUCUGCAGGAGCUGUGGAGCUGGCUUGCAACUGUCUGAGGACGGUCACAACUGUGAGGACAUCAAUGAGUGCGAGACCCCAGGUGCGUGCCCCACCGGUGUUUGCACUAACACAGAGGGCUCCUUCUCCUGUAUGUCCUGUGACCCAGGCUUCACAGUGGCGCCCAAUGGACUCUCAUGUGAAGAUGUGAAUGAAUGUGAGGACGCAAGCAUGUGUGUGGGAGGCCAGUGCACCAACACCAUCGGCUCCUAUAGUUGCUCCUGCCCCGCCGGUCUGGAGCUGGUGGAUGGGACGUCUUGCAGAGAUAUCAAUGAAUGUUUAACCAUCAUGGGGAUCUGCGGAGAGGGAAACUGUCUGAAUACCGAGGGCUCCUUCACAUGCAACUGUCCUAAUGGAUAUAGCACCAUCAAUGGAAGGACUGGCUGCCAAGAUGAGGAUGAGUGCAGCAAAGACAACGUGUGCAUCCGGGGCGAGUGUCUCAACACUGAUGGCUCUUUCUUGUGCUUGUGUGCAUCUGGCUUCAAGUUCAAUGCUGACACGGCUGACUGUGAAGACCAGAAUGAAUGCAUGGAGUUUGGAAGCUCAGUGUGUGGUACCUGGCGCUGCGAGAACACCAUCGGCUCCUACCGGUGCUUCAGGGACUGCCAGCCCGGCCUUGAGGGAGAGGACACCACAGACUGUGAUAUUGACGAAUGCCUCAAUGAAACCAUCUGUGGGAGCCACGGCUUCUGUGAGAACACAGACGGCUCCUUCCGCUGCAAGUGUGACCAAGGCUACACCAACCCAUCCGGAGAUAUGAGCAGAUGUGUUGACGUGAACGAGUGCGAGAUGAGCUUGGCGCUGUGUGGGGAGGCCCUGUGUGAGAACUUCGAUGGCAGCUUCCUGUGCAUCUGCCCCAACGACAAUGAGGAAUUUGAUCCCAUCACCAGCCAGUGCCGCUCCCUGGCUGAUGUUGAACCGAAGCCGGCUGUUCCAGUCCCUCCUUCAGCUCCUUCAACUGAGGAGAGGAAGGAGUGUUAUUACAACCUGAAUGACGCCAACUUCUGUGACAAUGUCUUGUCUCGCAACACCACAAAGCAGGAGUGCUGCUGCACAGUGGGGGCAGGCUGGGGGGACAACUGUGAGAUCCAUGCCUGUCCUGUCCCAGGAAGAGAUGAUUAUAACCAGUUGUGCCCUCAUGGCAGUGGAUUAUUACCCCAGCCUCAUUCCUCUACACAAAGUUCUGAAGAAAAGCGGCCUUACAUAGAUGCAAAUGAGUGUGAGAUGUUUGGUUCAGACAUUUGCAAGAAUGGACACUGUUCGAAUCUCUUCUCUACAUAUACCUGCUACUGUCGCCACGGCUACUAUUAUGACACCAUCAGGCUUGAGUGUGUGGAUUUUGAUGAGUGUGAACAUGGAGGUUACUGUGAGGAUGGAGUAUGUGUGAACACGGCCGGGUCUUUCUUCUGUUUCUGCCUUCCUCCAUCAGUCCUGGACAACACCCGGCGGCGCUGCAUUCGUCUCAACACAACAGAAGAAGCUAUAGAGUCUGAUCACGAUGUGCACAUGGAUGUCUGCUGGCAGCAUCUGGAGAUAGACGACAUGUGUUCCGAACCCCUCCAGAACCGCAGAACUACAUACACUGAGUGUUGCUGCCUGUAUGGUGUAGCCUGGAGUGGACAGUGUGCCCUCUGUCCCAGGAGAGACUCUGAUGACUACGCAGUAAUGUGCAAUCUGCCUCGGAGAGGUUCAAACAGUUUGCGAGAGCGGCCAGGAUAUGAGUACGGUCUUGAGGGGCCAGAGGAUCCUGCGGAGCCUUUCGUUCCUCCAUACUGGGACAACUAUGGCAGCCCUGCAGGACCCUAUGACAUUCCUGAGAGUGUUCCUCUGUUCAACGACAAUGACUACAGCUCUCGACAGCCACCUUCCCGUAUCCCCAACCAUCGACCAUGGGAGCACCAGCCACAACCAGUGGAUUCCUACGCCGAGCGCUAUGAAGGCUUUGAGGGUCUCCGAGCGGAGGAAUGUGGAGUCCUGAAUGGCUGUGAAAACGGCCGCUGCGUUCGUGUGCGGGAAGGCUACACCUGUGACUGCUUCGAUGGUUAUGAGCUCAACCUAAACAAGAUGGCCUGUAUAGACAUAAACGAAUGUGAGGACAUCAGUGACAAGGUGCCCUUGUGUGAGAACGGGCAAUGCACCAACACGGAAGGGUCCUACAAGUGCACCUGUUUGCCCGGCUUCGUUGCCUCUGCCAAGCCGCACAAAUGCAUCCCAACGAUCCCAGAGUCUGUGCUUCGAGAGACAGGAAACUGAGACAGUGACUUUUGAGCGCUGGCUUCAUCCUGCUCCUUCAAAGAUCACCAUACACCCCUCUGCCCUUUUUCCCCUAAAGGGCCUGGCACUAAACCUCCAACAGUAACGCUGAAACGUCCAAACUCGUUUCCCUACAUACCACUGACACACACCACAGAUAUACAACAACAUACACACUUGCAUUCAGCACAGAAUACACUAAUUUCCCCUCCUACAUUUACAAGAGGACCAGGAAUUGUGCAGUGAAUGAAUUACAUGGGAUUUAGUAUUUUACCAGAUAUCCAUUUGCCUUAAAGGGAUUUUGUGGACUGAUCUGUUUUAUUCAGUAACCCCAGGCAAUUUGAUAUGCAGAUAUAUUUUCCACUUUAUUUUCUGUCACUUUCUUCUUCUUCUUCUUUUUUUUUUUGUUGUGUUAUUUAUUUCAUUUACAUGACGGGCCUCUGCAAACUAAGCAAGAAACCUAUUUCAGAGGGCAAACCUGAUUCCUCUUUUUUUAUUUGUCUGACCAAUUGACUUCAGUGACAGUGUGGGGAGAUAAUAAAUGUCUUUUGUAAAAGAAGGAAUGUCAUAAGAAUUCAGCCUGAAAUCAGCAUCAUGCAUCACUGUCAAGCCUUUCACCAAUAAUAUCUCACUCAUUAUAAAUUGCAUUGACCUCGGACUAAACGGAUCAUGCCGGGGUUGACAAACAACAGAAAUUCAAAGAAAGAACUAUUCCCACAUCUAUCUUUCUGUUCUUCAAGAUUAACUGCAAGCUAUACAUCAAGUUGUUGGAUCUCUGGACCAAGAACUGGGAUGAAAACACAGCCAAACUUUAAUAUUAAAAGCUUCAGCCUGGACCUGGAAAAACUGUAGAUGUAUAUGAUGAUCUGACUAUAUAAUGUUUUGUAAAAGGUGCAAUAGGUAUUACCUACCUUCCUUUGUUUGACAUCAUUUAUUGCAGUUAUUUUUUUUUAAUUUCACAAUUUUAAUACCAGCAAUGAAGUAGUAAAAUUUUGACAGUUGCUGAUUCUAACAGUAUUAACUUGUUUUAUACUCCUAAAAAGACUUAUUGAAGUCUGAUACGAGGCGAUGUUCUAGCCUCACCUCUGUGAAACUACAGGAAGCUUAAUUAGUUGAAAUGAUCCAACAAAUGUCACUGCUUAAAGUAAAAGAUUAGUUUUAUGUUACCAUGUUGCACAGGCAAAAGGAUUAUUCAUUCAACUGCAAUGCCACUGGAUCCCUGGUCUCCAUUCCCAUGUGUGCAUCGCUGAAUGCAUGUAAAGACAAAGGCUUCGUUGGAGAGGUUUGGUAUAUUUUGUACAGAUCUAGUACUAUGUAUUAUUUUUGUUACAUAUUCUCUUAAUGCAUUAUAGCACAACCAAUAUUUUGUUUGACAUAAAAACAGAAAAUGUAAGAAAAAUCUGGCAUUAUAGCUUUGUAGAUUUAUACAUGUCUGUAAAAAUUUUUUUUUUUUUUAAAAAGCAUAUCUUUUUAUGUAUGAGGAGAGUGGCUGACACUGUACCAGAAGAACUGUGUGUGUAUACCCUGCCCUGUGGAGCAGACAAUGAAAUAUAUUUUUUGGAAGUGGCAGCAUCGUUCUGAUUGCAGACAUUUUGUCUCUUCAAGUUCAUUACAAAGACAAUGCUUUUGAAAUGCAAGCACCAACUUCUGUGUGUUACAACCCUACGGUUAAAUAUUAGUAAUUGUGAACAUUAUUUCUUUUAGUCUCUUUGUUGGAUCCUUAUGUCAUGAAUGUAUCAUAAGCAGUAUCAGCCCACUUGUUUGGUUUCUGUAUUUGAAUUCCCACUCAUGCUUUUUUGUCUUUUAUAUUCAGGUUUAAGAAAAUAAUGUCAUUAUUUGUUUAAUGGACUGAAAUUCUCUCCAGAAAUCUCAGCAGCACAUAAACAUAGAAGGAAUUCUAAUGUUGUAGGAUGAGUUAAGUUAAUGACUUAUGCCCUUAACCUGCAUUCAUAAACUAUAAACUUGCAAAUGUACAAAUGUUUCCACUUGAUGUCCACUGUACUUUACCGUGCUGCUCUAAUCAUCAACCGGAACCGGACCAGAAGUUUAACAUUUAGGUCAAAGUUGGAAUAUUUAAAGCCUUUUGAACCCGCAAAUAACUUCAGAUAAUGUUUUGUUGUAAAGCUAUGGUCAUUGGAAAUAUCAUGCUCAUUCAUUUUGUUUACCUCUUGACUGUA